Messenger RNA from Paralichthys olivaceus (Japanese flounder), 943 nucleotides. RefSeq names its product CD276 antigen-like. Gene Ontology annotation, biological process: positive regulation of T cell proliferation; immune response; T cell costimulation. The record is from RefSeq and is a predicted model, not a curated record. Gene Ontology annotation, cellular component: external side of plasma membrane. NCBI's taxonomy places the organism in Eukaryota, Metazoa, Chordata, Actinopteri, Pleuronectiformes, Paralichthyidae.
UCCCACUCUCGCGCACAGAGAAGAGAAGACUGCACACAUGGCAUCCAGUUCCACCAUACGUUAUUUCUUAAACCAAGGGCCUUCCCUCUGGUUGCUGGUUCUGGUUUGGACUGUGAUCUUUUCUCUCACAGAGAGUGCUAUCACCAUUCAACUCAAGGGGGAGGCUGGUGGAAAUGUGACCUUUAAAUGCCCAGUUGACAAUAAACGGACAGUUAGUUGGUUCUACUUUCAACGUGGUGACGUGUUCCUGAACGGCUACCAUGCAUCAAGAACAAUCCCGAAUCCAAUAUUGGAGAACACAAGACUGGAGCCCAACAGCACACAUGUGCACAUGUUCAGGCUUAACAUCUCAGACAGUGGGAUGUAUCGAUGCAUCAUUCAAUACAAUGAUAUCAUCACUGAAGAUAAAAUCCAACUCACUGUCACAGCCCCCUACAGCAAACCCACUGCGACAAAAUCCUGUGAUGAUGUCCGUUGUUUGGUGACAUGUGCUUCAUAUGGCGGGUACCCAGGGAUCAAGGUGGAGUGGAUAAUACCUGGGUCUAGAAAUACCAACAGUCCGCCAUGGAAGGUUGAAAACAACACUCAGGUGUCCCACCAAAGCACGAUGUUGGUCGACAGCAGCAGCACUGUGAAUUUCAACUGCUCCAACGGAGAGCUGAAGAAUCUCAGCUGCUCUGUUGGCAAUGUUACCUCCGACUUGUUCUCAGUGUGUAACCCCGAGGUUAAACCUAACUCUUACACUCCUCUCAAAAUAGCAGCUCCCUGUGUAGUGCUGCUUUUGAUUGUGAUUGCGGUGGUACUGUGUUGUUGGCACAAGAAAGGACAAACAGGAAAAGAUUGCAGAGAAAAUGGAAAUAAGGAGGAGUUAAAAUACCUCAAAGAACUCUGUAAGAAGGAAGGAGAAAAAGAAGAUCCAGUAGAUGACUUUAACGCACCUUGA